GGCCCACGAUUUACUGCUGUAAGAUGUAAUGCGUGUCGAAAGCCGUUGUCUUCAACGGUAUUCAUCCUUGCGUGCAACUGCCUGAUUUGCGAAGGUAAGCACUCGCAAAAAAAUAUAUCUCGUUGGCACGCUUCGCUUUGGAUCGUUCCCGUUUCCUAACUAGUAAACCAUCGCGUUGCUACAUUGUGGAAACCACAAAUGGCCCAAAUUAUUUUUUUGUUCCACUGGAUGGAACUAUAUUCCAGAAUGUACUACUUCUCAUUUCGCGACAAAUCGGGACUGUCCCAUCUGCCAUCAAACCAUGAGAGAAACCGAUUUUAAGGAACUGAUGAUUGCACGGCCUCCCACACGCGACGAAGAAAAGCAGUCCAUACUCAAACAUAUUUUUGUCAAGGCCUCUUCGCGCUCUACAACGCUGCAUUUGGACGACCUCUGGAAGCGAAUCCAGAGACAAUCCCAGAUGCAUCGAGACGGGACCAAGUUUAUUCUUCGACAGUUUCUCCGGGAAAACGUCGCACAGACCCGUAAUUUUGUGCGGAUGCAAAACACGCUUCGGGGAAUGAAAAACGAACAAAGCAGCGUGAAACAAGAACUCAACAAGCAGAGGGAGGUUGCGGAAAGCUACAAAAAAGAGUUGCUGGUGGCAAGAGAAAAAAUAAGCGAGAAGGAUCGACAGCUAGCACACUUUCGGAAAAUCUUCGAAUCACGGACUCCUCAAUCUCCUAGUAGCAUUGUUAGCGGUGGCAGCCGCGGGAGGCGAAGCAUUGGAAGCUCUGGUCAAGAAUCGUCUCUCCUCCUGGGACACGACCGGUAUAUUGCUCCUAGAAGGCCAAGGCGUGUCAGUGAUCAAUACGAUCGAGGAACGACUACUACCGGGGUCGAAAACUUACAACGAUCAUCUUUUGGACAACACGACUACCGUAGGGCUGGACAAUAUACACCGCCGAACCCUUACGAACAACAAGUGGGCAGUAGAACUAGUGGCAGCAUCAUACCUCCUCCUCCAAUAAACCCAUACAACAAGCGAUCUUCUGAAGCUCUGUCACAACAAAGUCCCAACCGACCAGUGCCAAACAACAAUAAUUUCGCCGUGCGAAAUCCAUACCAAAAAACAAUGGGUCCCUCUGCCCCGUACCAUUCGCACCCCUCAGACAGCACGGGGCACCAUUCAGGCGCAAUGACGUUGAGCCAACCACCGCUCCAUCGGCAGCGAUACUCCACCGGGAGCAGUGGCGAAAGCGUUUCUUCCCGCCGGAGCAACGGAUCGGGGGGGAGUGGCGGACGGAUCCGGAACAUCACGGCAGCCACGGGGUAUUUCUUCUCGGGUGGUGCGCCGGCCCCUUCUGUCGAUGCCGGACGGAAACGCCCCCUCUCUCCCGGUGGCGCCUUUUCCGGGAACCGGGGUUCCGGCUCCUAUCGUCCCAAUUCGUGCUAUCGGCAGCAACACCGUGCCUCCGGGGGACCACCGAGUUAUCACCAACAGCGGCGAUACCAAGACGAACAACCGCAAUUUCUGCCGCGUCCACGAUCGCAGUCGCAAUCGGGGGAGAGGGAUGGCUAUCGGCGCUGAUGGAAUUGUUCCGCAGUGCUAGUUGCUGGUGAUUCCAUUCGAGCACGGUCCGACGCCAAACAAUUCGGGGUGGAAAGUCCUCCGUGUGACACAAAGCGAACUCCUAGGUCGGGAACAAGCAACAAUAUUGAAGGAAAAUGACGCGAAGAUUGCUCUUGUAAAUAAAAAGUGAGUAUGACU
This is a messenger RNA of Pseudo-nitzschia multistriata, 1750 nucleotides long. The record is from the annotation of a GenBank genome assembly. Lineage: Eukaryota; Bacillariophyta; Bacillariophyceae; Bacillariales; Bacillariaceae.